CUUGUGUUGUUGUUGUUGUUCCUCCCACUGCAGCGGGAAAGCUACAAGCAGCUCUUCUCCUCUUUAUCUCUAGCUAAUGCUACUCAUAAGCCUUGAAAACCAAAGUCGUUAUCGUUUCCGGUGUACACUUUGUUAAUGUUCAUUUUGGAAACCUGGAUAUAAUAAUUAACACAAAGAGGUAAAGGGAGAGAUGUCGUACUACUCAUCUUCAUCAUCUCGCAGUUCCUCCAGAAACUUGGAGUGUAAGGUGUAUGUGGGAGAUCUGGGAGGAGGAGCUGCUAAAGGAGAAAUCGAAAGGGCCUUCGGCUAUUAUGGCCCUUUGCGCAGCGUUUGGGUGGCCAGGAACCCUCCUGGUUUUGCUUUUGUGGAAUACGAAGAUGCCCGGGAUGCAGAGGAUGCAGUGAAAGGAAUGGAUGGAAAGCUACUGGGUGGAUCGCGUAUUCGCGUGGAGCUGUCCACUGGCAUGUCUAGGAAGAGCCGAUAUGGCCGAGCCAGUCGCCGUCCAUUUGAUCCAAAUGAUAGAUGCUAUCAGUGUGGAGACAGGGGACACUAUGCCUACGACUGCUACCGCUUCAGCAAGCGAGGACGUCGAAGCAGAUCCCGGUCUCGAUCUCGCUCCAGGUCAAGGAGCCGCCGCAACCGUUCACGAUCUCGAAGCCGCAGCUAUAACCGGAGGUACCGUUCUCCAUCUUAUUCAAAACGCAGGAGCAGGUCUGGCACUCCAGCUCGCUCAAAAUCAAGGACUCCUGUUCGGAGUCGCUCUCGGUCUCGCUCUCGAUCUGGAUCUGCUUCGCGCUCUCGCUCCAGAUCUAGGUCCCGCUCUCGCAGCCUUAAGAGGCGCAGAUCCAGUUGAUUAGCUACAGAGAGUGAACGAGAUCACCGGCCAAAAAAAAAGAAAGCAAGCACAAAUCUGUCUUGAUCAGACUCCGGUGACCAAUUGCUGCAGGCUGUUCUUGUCUUUUCUUAAAGAGUGCGGGAGUGGAUGGCACUGACCAGGGCUCGUCCUUGCCAUGUUAAACGUCCUCCAGGAGGGUGACAAAAGAGCUUACCCGAGAUCAGCCUCCUGCCGCGCUGCUUUAAAGAGAUCGUCCAAGGGCAUCCUGCGCGUACUCAAACAGUUGUUCCACCCGCCCCACUCCCAUCCCAUGCACUACUACUGCAGACCAGAAAUGCUGGGCUGAGAGUUUUGGGCUUCCCCCCCCCCCUUCCCUUUUUUCCUUCAAAGCUCUGGCUUCAUGCUUAGCUUCUGAGAAGGGUGUGUGAGAGAAAGAGAGAGACGAGAGAUCAGUCUUCAAGACCUCUGCGAGUGUGUCUUCGAGUUCUAGCAUCCGUCGCUUCUCUGUAUGUUGUUUCCGCCACUAUCUGCAAAGGUAACCAACCCAAGAGUUACUGUCCUUCUUGAUAUGAGCCCUGGUUCUAAUAAAGCCAGAUUCUCUGUAAACCUUUACUUAAUGCUGAACAUGUGCAGAGCAUGUGAUGAUUAACACCCCUGUGAGAGUGAGUGUAUGCAGCUGUGCGAGUGUGUGUGUGCAAGUGUAAGAGAAACACACAUGGUUUCACGUGUGUGUGGGUUUUUAUUAUUUUUUUAUUUUUUUUAAGCAAUCUAAUCCUGGUUUAGAGAAAUGAAUUGGGUGAGAUUUUCACAUUAAUUUCUGGAUAAUGUGGUACUGUUAAAUAGAUAAGGGAUUUAGACAUUUUGUAGAUGGCUCAUGUGAGAUGGUGGCACUCUUGGGUUCUAAAAUGGUCUAUCAUUAGGUGAAGCAGUCUCGACCCCGUUGCAGUCAGCAGCAGUUUGCUUCUCAACUCAUCACUUUUAAUAAAUACUCCAGCGUUUUCCUAUACACCUCAUCUGUAGCGUACGUGUCUGUAACACGUUUCCCUGUAACUAAGCAGAGAACAGAAACCUGUGUAUGCAAAAUAUGCUUAGAAUAGAAGGCUAAGGGCAGUUGGUGAAUUCCAUCAAUCAAUAAUUAUGGAGAAAUCUUUGUAGAACACUUUCAUGAAUUCUUCAUGUUGUGGGGUUCUGAUCUCGCACUGACACCACAAAACCUUUAUACCACAAAAGCCUAAGUAAGCAAAUUGGCUUUAUUGUUUUAGUGUUUGAAUAAUACUAUAAGAACAAACUGGGUAAGAUAUUGUUAUGUCGUGUUUGUCACCUUAAUUUUGGUGAACACUGGGGUGGACAAAUGAUAAAUGAUAGACAGACAGACAGACAGACAGACAGAUAGAUAGAUAGAUAGAUAGAUAGAUUAAGACAUACUAGUAAGAAAAUAAAAAUAGAAAGUUUUUGAAGCUGAAAAAAUCCCAAUUUAACAGUGUAAAUCAAAUGUAAGUAAAAUGAAACAUAAAUGUAAAGUAAGUGUCGAAAUAUAAGUAUAAAUAAAAAUGAAAAGUAGGGUUUAUUGUCGUUUUCUGGUAGUUGAACCAACUAUGGAUUAAAAAAAAAAAAAACUAAUGUACUAAGACAGAAUCUGCUUGUUUCAGGCAUGCAGGCUACGGAUUUGUCCAUCCCUAAUUAUAUUUCAGUGUUUAUUGAGAGCAUUUAACAUCAGCCACACAUUUGGCCUUCAUUCUAAGUGAUUUCUGAUUACAGUUUUUCGUUCUUUUCUCAGCACAGAGAAAUGUAUCAGUAUGGGUGGUAAUUACACCUGCCCUACAGAUGCAGAGGAGUCAGAGUAGAAAUAUGCUGGAGUAUUUCUAUAAUUUUGUUUUUUAGUUCUCAGCUGCUUUCCAGGUGUUUAACAUUCACAACUAUGUGACAGAUUUAAACAAGACAGUUUAUUUCAGUUUAUUUCUUAAGCUUUCAAUACCAGUGUAUUUGUAGCUCAUGAUGUUUAACAGUCCAUUUAUAUCUAGAUUUAACAUGUUCUGUAGUUCUCAAGCAGCACUGAAAGAGGUCAAGCUCAAACAUUGGAAUAAGAGCCAUCCAUGAGGAAUAUGGUUGAAGCUGUGCAAAGUUCAUGGAUGAUUUUUGUUAGCCUUGGAUAUAUAUUCUCCUCACUGAAGGCCUCUUUCUCUGUGUUCCAGCCAUUCCAGGUCCCCCAGCCCGAAAAAAAGCCCCACAUCCCCUGAUGAAGAUCGAGUGGAGAAGAAUCCCUAAAUCCAAAUCACUUAUUCACCUUUUUUUUGCUUCCAUUGCCCUGUUUUUCUUCACAUAAAUCUUAUAUAAUUAUAGAAUCUGUUCAGUUCUGCUUGUCUGAAAGAAUUUAUUCACUCUAAUGUCUGUUUAUCUUAAAAUUAUUGAUUGUUACUAUAAAUAUUAUUUCCCUCCUUUAAUUAUAAAUUGACAUUUGUAUAUUUUUGCUUUACAUAUUAAUUAGAAAGGAAUGAUAGUACUCAUAAAUCGACUGUACUGAGUUUUCUGUUUUGCCUGUAAGUUUACACUGGAAAUGAACAAAAAUGAAUAAAGAGUUCUAGCAUGA
Messenger RNA from Pangasianodon hypophthalmus (striped catfish), 3422 nucleotides. Its product is annotated as serine/arginine-rich splicing factor 7. Gene Ontology annotation, biological process: mRNA splicing, via spliceosome. NCBI's taxonomy places the organism in Eukaryota, Metazoa, Chordata, Actinopteri, Siluriformes, Pangasiidae. The record is from RefSeq and is a predicted model, not a curated record. The transcript has 8 exons. Gene Ontology annotation, cellular component: nuclear speck; cytoplasm; ASAP complex. The coding region runs from base 191 to 853 and encodes 220 amino acids. Gene Ontology annotation, molecular function: RNA binding; zinc ion binding.